GAGGCGCCAGGAUCAUGGCCGGUAAUAGGGCACAUCCCGGUCAUAGGAAGAGGGCCGCAACCGCCCCACGUAAUCUUGGGCAACAUGGCGGACAAAUAUGGACCGAUCUUCACUAUCAAUCUGGGCCAGCACAAAGCUCUCAUUGUGAGCAGUUGGGAGAUGGCUAAACAGUGCUUCACAACAAAUGACAAGGUGUUCGCCACUCGCCCGAAGCACUUGGCGGGGAAGCUUUUGGGGUACAAUUAUUCCAUGUUUGGGUUCAGUCCCUACGGCCCUUACUGGCGCCACGUGCGGAAGAUAGCCACUGUGGAGCUACUCUCGAACCACCGCUUGGAGCUGCUCAGACACGUACGCGAAUCGGAGGUGAAUGCUUGUACGAAAGAUUUAUAUGAUAAGUGGGAGCGAAACGGAGGGGAAUCGGAUUGGGUUUUGGUGGAGAUGAAUAGGUGGUUUGCAGACGUGACGUUGAACAUCAUGUACAGGGUGGUUGUGGGGAAGCGGUUUCUUGGGGCGGCGACAGUAGAGGAGAAGGAAGAAAACGAGAGGUGCCGAAAGGCGUUGAGGGAUUUUUUGAGAUUGAGUAGCGAAUUUGUGGUGUCGGAUAAAAUUCCGUUUCUGAAGUGGCUUGAUUUUGGAGGGAUUGGGAAGGCCAUGAAGGCGACGGCUAAAGAUCUUGACGUUGCGCUUCAGGGAUGGUUGGAAGAGCACAAGCAAAAGAGGAAUUCUAGGUCUGAGUUAAAUUCUGGGAAUGUGAAGGAUGAGCGUGACUUCAUGGACACGAUGCUUUCCGUCCUUGGUGAUGUCAGUGCAGAAGGGUUUCCGAGUACAACUAUUGCUGAUACAACCAUCAAAGCUACUUGUCUGGCUGCUAUUCUAGGAGGGACGGAUCCCACAACAGCCGUAUUAACAUGGGUUCUUUCUUUACUAUUGAACAACCGUGAAGCCUUGAAGAAGGCUCAAGAAGAAUUAGACAAUCAGGUUGGGAGGGAAAGGCAAGUUAAGGAAUCAGACGUUAAGAACUUAGUCUAUCUCCAAGCAAUCGUCAAAGAAACGCUGCGUUUAUACCCUCCUUCGCCACUCUCAAUACCACAUGAAUGCAUCGAAGACUGCAACGUAGGUAACGGUACUAACUACCAUGUCAAAACAGGCACUCGUCUUCUUGUCAAUAUUUGGAAGAUUCAUCGGAAUCCAAACGUGUGGCUCGAUCCUUUCCGAUUCCAACCAGAAAGGUUCCUCACAACUCACAAGGAUUUUGAUGUUAGGGGACAAAAUUUUGAGUUCAUACCAUUUGGAAGUGGUAGGAGAAUGUGCCCUGGAGUGUCUCUAGGUCUUCAAGUUGUGCAACUUACACUGGCUCAGCUCCUUCAUGGUUUUGAAAUUGCAACUCCAUCAGAUGAACCUGUUGAUAUGACUGAGAGUACUGGAGUAACCAACAUGAAAGCCACCCCGCUGGAGGUCCUCCUCACCCCUCGCCUUCCUGCCAAACUUUAUGAAAUUAAUUAA
Messenger RNA from Pyrus x bretschneideri (Chinese white pear), 1503 nucleotides. RefSeq names its product cytochrome P450 CYP82D47. Lineage: Eukaryota; Viridiplantae; Streptophyta; Magnoliopsida; Rosales; Rosaceae. The transcript is spliced from 2 exons. Gene Ontology annotation, biological process: defense response to other organism. Gene Ontology annotation, molecular function: heme binding; monooxygenase activity; iron ion binding. Bases 85 to 1503 code for a protein of 472 amino acids. The record is from RefSeq and is a predicted model, not a curated record.